Molecule: messenger RNA, 341 nt
Organism: Cokeromyces recurvatus
Lineage: Eukaryota; Fungi; Mucoromycota; Mucoromycetes; Mucorales; Mucoraceae
Exons: 1
Source: RefSeq, a predicted model, not a curated record
UUUUUUUUUGAUACUUUUGAUAAUUAUGUCAACUUCUACAAUUCAAUACGUUAACCCAUUAUUAUCAUCUAUUGCAACAGAAUAUACAUUUUGUCCUAAAUGUGGCGUCGAUGUUACAAUAUAUUCACAUGAAGAUGAUUGUCCUCUUAUUAGAUAUAAUAAAACCGCUAGCGCGACACUAACUGCUACUACUACAACUGCGACUAUUACUUCUACUAUUGCAGAAAAUCCAUUAUCUACAGUUACAACAGCAACAACAAAUGCUGCUACUGCUGCUUCCGCUGUGGUUACUACUAAAAGCUAACAAAAAAAGAAAGAAAGAAAGAAAGAAAGAAAGGAAA